GCGACCCCGCACACCCCUCCCUUCACUACAAAGUGCUGCACUCGCAAUAGAAAACAUGGCGGAUUAACGUCACAUUUGAGGUAUUAGCCAAGUUUAAACGAGAGGGGCGGAAGGAGGGAGGAACUCACGGCUCCUGCGUUUGGACGCCAUCCUCGAAAAAGGCGCCCUUCUUUUGAAAGGAAGAGAAAACGGAACUGAAGUGAAGGCACCGUGUUGUUACACACUGAUGCAGAACUGAGGGCAAUCAAAAUAGAACAGAAUCAUGAAAAAACCAGUGCCAGCAAAAGUAAUCGAAUGGAAAGAUGGCAGACGGAUCAAGCAUUCCCGCAGUGGGCGGCCCUCUCGAGUUCCUUCACAGUAUCAAGCGUAGGUCAUUUUCUCCACUUUCAGAGCCUCAGUCAAAAGGCCACUUCAGUUGGGAUAAGUAUUUGAAAGAGACUGGUGCUAUAGCUGCUUCACCCCAUUGUUUUAAACAGAGCACUACACCCCCAGUCAAUGAGUUCAAGGCAGGAAUGAAGCUGGAAGCUCAGGACCCCAGAAACACCACUUCUACCUGCAUUGCCACAGUGGUGGGGCUGACCGGCUCACGCCUCCGGCUGCGCCUCGACGGAAGUGACAACAAAAACGACUUCUGGCGCCUGGUGGAUUCGUCUGAGAUCCAGCCCAUCGGUAGCUGCGAGAAGAACGGAGGCAUGCUGCAGCCACCCCUGGGGUUUCGUCUGAACGCAUCGUCCUGGCCAAUGUUCUUACUGAAAACACUCAACGGUGCUGAGAUGGCACCAGCACGCAUCUUUCACAAGCAGGAACCUCCUUCUCCAGAGCAGAAUUAUUUCCAGGUGGGGAUGAAGCUGGAGGCGGUGGAUAGGAAGAACCCUCAUUUUAUCUGUCCUGCCACAGUGGGGGCACUGCGAGGUGUGGAGGUGCUGGUCACCUUCGAUGGCUGGAGGGGAGCUUUUGACUAUUACUGCCGUUAUGACUCUAGAGACAUCUUUCCUGUAGGCUGGUGCACUCUCACUGGAGACAACCUUCAGCCACCUGGCACUAAAGCGGGUUUGCCUAGGCCACUGGGUGCUUCGGGUGCGCUACCUGACAGCAGUGUGGAGGGCCCAGACAUGCCCAUGCCCCCAGCGCCUACCAGGCCUCCUGCCCAGAAGCGCCGUAAGCCAGGACGCAAGAAAAGCAAGCCAUCCAGCUCCUGGGCUCAGAAAGAUAGCAAUUCCACUGACUUGGCCCAGACAAAUCAGUCUGGAAAUGGACCAGAACCUGUGAAAAUCCAGAAGAAGAGAGGGCCCAAGCCUGGGAGUAAGCUGGGUUGGGUCAAGCAUGCUGCAUGGCUGGAAGGGGCAAUGGCAGGUCCUGGCAGACCCAGAGGCCGGAUUCCAGCUAACUGGACUCAGAAACUUCAUCAGCAGAAUGGGAUAGAAACCAUAAAGAUCCCAAAGAAGAGAGGCCCCAAACCUGGCACCAAGAGGAAACAGCGUGUGGCUUCUGACCCAGUUCCCACAUCCCCUGCCAGUAGCACUCCAGAGCCUGACACCAGCUCCGUGCCACUAGAUAACGCCACCAUCCCCAAUGCUGCCAUGCAGGCUCCAACAGUGUGUGUGUAUCUGAAUAAGCAGGGGAAGGUGGGUCCUCACUUGGACGCACGCCGUGUACAGGCUCUGCCAGACCACUUUGGCCCUGGUCGGGCAUCUUCAGUGAUGCAGCAGUGUGUUCAGGCCUGUGUGGACUGCGCACAUAAUCAGAGGGUUGUUUUCUCCUGUCUCAAACCAGGUCAUGGAGGAGAGCUCAUCUCAGCCCACUUUGACCAGAAGCGGCACACUCUUACACUACCAGCAGUUAACAGUGUGACGUAUGUGCUGCGUUUCCUGGAGAAGCUCUGCCACAACCUGCGCUGUGAACCUCUGUUUGGCAGCCAGCCAGUGCCUCUGGGAGGAGGAGGGCACUAUGACAGCCACAACUUCACAGACAGAAGGAGCAUUUCGGAGUGUCUCAGUUCAGGACCAGGUCGAGGGACAAAAAGAUUUCUGUCAGACUCCUGCAGCAACAGUAGCUCACUGCCACACAAAAUGACUAAAAGCCACUGCCUCACAUCUGAAGAGUCUUUUCUGGUGGAGAAUGGAGGCUCAGAACACUUGGAGAAAACACGAAUGUCCCCCAGUAAGGCUCUGGGUUUGCACCCUCACACUCAGAGCAACAUAUCUCAGCUGUGUCACCUUGGCUCUGCAGGUUCAGAGCGUUUCCUGAACUCUAGAGAAAGCCCUCGGCCCAGCGGGCAGGAUCCAAACCUGUGGACAGUGGAGGAUGUCAUGCACUUCAUCAGAGAGCUGGACCCUCAGUUGGGCCCACAUGCGGAGCUUUUCCGCAAACAUGAGAUUGACGGGAAGGCUCUCCUUUUGCUGCGUAGUGACAUGAUGAUGAAGUACAUGGGCCUGAAACUCGGUCCCGCCCUCAAACUCACCUUCCACAUCGACAAGCUGAAACAGGGGCGCUAAGCACAAGAGGCUGACCCCUCCUCUGGUCCACCAAUCACAGAGCAUAGUGGAAAUCUUAAGUCCACUAAAGCUUUACUGAAGCAUUACUGUCAUUGCAGUGGUCAUUUCUGAAUGUGUGUCUCCUUGUUCUCAUUUAUUUUGGUGUCCAUUACAUGUAGCACAUUUGCCCCCGUUGUCAUGAUAGGGUCAGUUAACUUACGCACAGUUCUCUCCACAACAUUCAGUGUUCCUGUUUUUGCCAUGUCUUGAGCUAUGCAGGAUCAGAGCUGCAUGGAAAGUAGGCAGGCCAUUUUCAGGCCUCCGUUUUUUAAUACAUUCUUAUUUUUAUCCUCGUUAGCCGCAGUCAAAAAGGGCUUGGAAUCACACAAACACUAGAUCUGUCCCAACUUUGGGAAUGGUUCUAUGUCUCGCUCUGAGGCACUUUCAUAUCUAAUAUGGUACUUUAUACAUAUCUACACAUCUAACCUGCAAGUAAUGCCAUGAUACUGCAUAUCUUUUGUAUGGUCUUGUUUAUUAUGUGUUUGUGGUUAAUUUGUACUUUUUUACAGUUUUAUACUAUAUUGUUAGAGUUCAUACAUUGUGAUAAGACUGAAAUAAAAAUAUGAAGUCGAUUGACAGAUUUUAAAACUGCGUUCUUGCAUCUUGUUUGGUGUUUUGUUCAAGAAUGCCAUUUAGUGUCCUGCAGGAAGAUUUCAGUAGGAGUGCAUUAAAUUCAUGGUUUUAAAGAUGCACUAGUGUCACCUAUCCAUUUAGUGCAUCUAGUCAACACAAGGGGGCAGCAAAGCCUUUCUAAUUUCUCAGGAUUUCUUUGUUGAUGCAUGAAAGGUGAAAUAUUUUCUGCAUUAAAGAGCAGCUUUACCAGCCCUUAUACAUGCUGACAUGCCAUGCUUGGCCAUUCACAUCAUGACACUUUCCAUUUACUUGCUGGAAGAAAUCAGGGAUGAAUUUAAUCGUUCUGACGGCUCAGGAACGUGAAGCUGUUUACAGUGUUUUUGUAACUAAACAACAGUUAACUUUAAUCUGAAGCUGUAUAGUCCAUAUACAGACAUUUACACUGUAAAUAUCUCAGUAAACAAUGUUUGUGUUUUCAUUGUAGUAAUUGUGUUGCCAUAGUAUUAACACUACACCCCAUAGCAUAGUCCUGAAAUCUUCAAUCAUGAGAUACACUCUUGUGUAAAGCAUAAUGUGAUUAGGAAUAAAUACAAACCGUUUUCAUUUUAUUUAUUUGUUAAGCAUUAAACACUAUCUAAAUGAAAUGACUGUGUUUUUAUACUUGACUGUUUCUUUUCCAUUGUUGCAUGUGGAUAUAUGAUUAUAUUAUAGCACUUUAAUUUUCCAGAAAAUUAGUUCAUUAAUGUAACUCAUUUGUUUUCAAUAUCAUUCUGUUGGUUCAUUCAACUUUUAUCCUGUUAGUUUCGUUGUGAUUCAGUGUUGUUUUUUUCCCUUUUGCUUAACUAUCUGUAAGUCUGUAAAUAUACCCAAAGAACACCUUGUAAUAAAUGUUGGUUAUACUUUGUAAUUUA
Tachysurus fulvidraco (yellow catfish) is the source of this 4018-nucleotide messenger RNA. Its product is annotated as polycomb protein SCMH1. Gene Ontology annotation, molecular function: protein binding. Gene Ontology annotation, cellular component: nucleus. The transcript is spliced from 18 exons. Gene Ontology annotation, biological process: regulation of DNA-templated transcription. The coding region runs from base 303 to 2495 and encodes 730 amino acids. The record is from RefSeq and is a predicted model, not a curated record. Lineage: Eukaryota; Metazoa; Chordata; Actinopteri; Siluriformes; Bagridae.